UUUCACAUACACCAACUUCCACUCACAUGUAAACAUCAUUUUCCAAGCAAAAGUGCUGUGCGUAAAGGAUUGCCAAUCUAGCCAUCGUCAACUUUGCAUGCGCGCGUAAAUUGUAUGAGCAAUCGACCGUCACACUGUGUGGAGCCGAGUGACAACGGUUUAUAGGACUUCAGCGAAAAGCAACCGCAAACCAGCCACUGCAGCGUCACGCGACUGCAAAUCUUAUUGAGUCCCCUCUCUUGUCAAACAUAUCUAGUAGGAGCAGCGGCCCGCCUUUUCUGCUUACAUCUCGGUCUAGUUCAGGCUUCACACUUCAGCGAGGAUGACUACGGAGGACGAUGUUUAAUCUAUGUUUAAUAUUUGUAUGAUACAAAGUACAUCUACAGCUCCGCGGAUCUAUGCCAGACACUUUCUACUCAAUGCAAUGAUGACUCCAUGGAAUACUCUCCUGUAUACUGCAGUGACUGCUUGCUUAUUGGAGGUAUCCCUCCAAGGGGAGCACCAACGGAGGCUGUACAAAGAUCUGAUGGCCAACUACAAACCACUGGAGAGACCCGUGUUCAAUGACACCCACUCCCUCACAGUCAAAUUCAGCUUUAGUUUGAUGCAGAUAAUGGACGUGGAUGAGAAGAACCAAGUUUUAACAACCAACAUAUGGUUGCAGCUGUACUGGAAUGAUUAUUACCUGCAGUGGAAUCAGUCUGACUACCCUGGGGUGACCAAAGUGAGAUUCCCCGAUAGCCAAAUCUGGAAGCCAGAUAUCCUGCUGUAUAACAGUGCUGACGAGAGAUUUGAUGCCACCUUCCAUACCAAUGUGUUGGUCAACUCCUCUGGUUACUGCUCCUACUUGCCUCCAGGGAUUUUCAAAAGCACCUGCUACAUUGAUGUGCGCUGGUUCCCCUUUGAUGUCCAGAGAUGUGACCUGAAGUUUGGCUCCUGGACCUAUGGGGGCUGGUCUCUGGACCUACAAAUGGUCGAGGCAGAUAUCACAGGAUACAUCGCCAAUGGAGAGUGGGACCUAGUUGAGGUACCCGGGCGCAGGAACGAGCGCUUCUACGACUGCUGCAAGGAGCCUUACCCGGACGUGACCUUCACGGUGGUGAUGCGCCGGCGAACCCUCUACUACGGCCUCAACCUGCUCAUCCCCUGCGUCCUCAUCUCCACCCUGGCCCUGCUCGUCUUCCUGCUGCCCGCCGACUCCGGGGAGAAGAUCUCACUGGGUAUAACGGUGCUGUUGUCACUGACCGUUUUCAUGCUGCUGGUUGCAGAGAUCAUGCCUGCCACCUCAGAUUCAGUGCCUUUAAUCGCUGAGUACUUUGCCACUACCAUGGUCAUUGUGGGUCUCUCUGUGAUUGCAACUGUGCUUGUCUUGCAAUACCACCAUCAUGAUCCCGAUGGAAGCAAGAUGCCUAAGUGGACUCGGGUGAUCCUGCUCAACUGGUGCGCCUGGUUCCUGCGGAUGAAGCGGCCUGGCGAGGAGCGAGUGCGCCCGGCCUGCCACAACAAGCAUCCCCGCGGUAGCCUCUGCAGCAUGGACGUCAGUGCCAGCGCCACGGCUCCGCACACCACCAACGGCAACAUGCUCUACAUCGGCUUCCGCGGCCUAGAAAGCAUGCACUAUGCCGCGGCCGCUACCUCCCCUGACUCCGGGGUCCUGUGCAGCCGUCUGGGUGGGUGCGGGGGGGAGGAUGAGGUGCUCUUACCCACGGGGCCCACAUCCUCCGUGGGUAGCCUGGAGCCCGAUCUCGCCAAGAUCCUGGACGAGGUGCGCUACAUUGCCAAGCGCUUCCGCGACCAAGACGAGGAUGAGUCGGUGUGCAACGAGUGGAAGUUUGCGGCGUCAGUCAUUGACCGGCUCUGUCUCAUGGCGUUCUCACUCUUCACCAUCCUUUGCACCAUUGGCAUCCUCAUGUCGGCACCUAAUUUUGUGGAGGCCAUAUCCAAAGACUUCUUUAACUGAGAGCCAGACAUGUAUCCAUUCUUUAAUAAUGAGAAAUGCAUUUCAUGGUUUCCCGAAUUCAGUGGUUUUGUAAUCACACCACUAGACACAGAUUAUUUAUAUCAAAUUGUUGAAUCCUUGUCUGUGAUAUAAACAUUUAAUGCUUUACUUAAUUGCCAGGCCUUGGAUAACUUUAUAAAUAUUUAGGUUACAUCCAUUAAAUCAAAUAAUUUUUUAAUGCGCUUGGGUAAUAACUCAUUACAACAUUCUGUAAACAUUUUCCAUCAUUUGGUGUGAAGGACAAUGAAAUGAUACCUUUGCUUCAAUUGUCAUUGGUAGUUUUUGGUGUAUAGUUUUCUAUUAUUUCACAAAUAUACAUUGACAAUAUGACA
Messenger RNA from Esox lucius (northern pike), 2331 nucleotides. RefSeq names its product neuronal acetylcholine receptor subunit alpha-7. The coding region runs from base 350 to 1960 and encodes 536 amino acids. Gene Ontology annotation, cellular component: synapse; neuron projection; postsynaptic membrane. The transcript has 10 exons. NCBI's taxonomy places the organism in Eukaryota, Metazoa, Chordata, Actinopteri, Esociformes, Esocidae. Gene Ontology annotation, molecular function: acetylcholine-gated monoatomic cation-selective channel activity; transmembrane signaling receptor activity. Gene Ontology annotation, biological process: signal transduction; monoatomic ion transmembrane transport; nervous system process. The record is from RefSeq and is a predicted model, not a curated record.